AUGUCAUUUGAACGUCCAAGCGUGUAUUCGGCGCCAGUCUUGCAAGGUGAAAGUCCAAGUGACGACUCCUUCAACCAGAUUACCAAAGCUUUUCGUAAAUUCAUUUUGGAAUUCAGAUUGGAUUCACAGUUUAUUUACAGAGACCAACUACGUGAAAAUUUGCUAAUCAACAAUUACUUUCUCAAGGUUGAUAGUGAACAUCUUAUUGGUUUUAAUGAAGAGUUAAACAAGAAGUUGACCGAUGACCCUUCUGAAAUGAUUCCACUUUUUGAAAUUGCCAUUACCGAUAUUGCUAAAAGGAUUGCAUAUUUGUCAAAGGAUGAAAUCCCUACUAAUUUUCCAACUUGUCAGUUGAUCCUCUAUUCGCAAGCUAACAAGGUAUCAAUAAGGCAUUUGGACUCGGAACACAUUUCAAAAAUUGUCAGGGUAAGUGGCAUUGUUAUUUCCGCCUCGGUUUUGUCGUCAAGAGCCACCGAAGUGCAAUUGAUUUGUCGUCAGUGCAAACACACCAUGCAAUUGAAAGUCAAGUCUGGUUUUGGUCCUAUUCAAUUACCUAAAUGUCAGAGUCCCCAUAAUAUUGAUCCAAAUUCGACGCAAGAAAAAUGUCCACAAGAUUCAUAUGUGAUUGAUCACGACAAGUCACACUUUGUAGAUCAACAAAUAUUGAAAUUACAGGAGUGUCCCGAUAUGGUUCCAGUCGGUGAAAUGCCUCGCCAUAUUUUGUUGCAAAGUGAUAGAUAUUUAACUAACCAGGUUGUCCCUGGUACCAGAGUAACUAUUGUUGGUAUUUACUCGAUCUUUCAGUCUAAACAAAGAGGGGGUAACAGCAGUGCUAGUAACGUUGCUAUUCGUAAUCCUUAUUUGAAAGUUCUUGGAAUUCAGACUGAUAUCGACAAUGGUGCCAACGGACAAGGUAUCACUUUCAGUGAGGAAGAAGAAGAGGAAUUUUUGAAAUUGUCAAGAAUGUCCAACUUGUACGACGUAUUUGCCAAUUCCAUUGCUCCUUCAAUUUAUGGAAAUCUGGAUAUUAAAAAGGCAAUCACUUGUUUGUUGAUGGGUGGGUCCAAGAAGAUUCUUCCUGAUGGAAUGAGAUUAAGAGGUGAUAUCAAUGUUUUGUUAUUAGGUGACCCUGGUACUGCUAAAUCCCAAUUGUUGAAAUUUGUGGAGAAGAUUGCUCCUAUCUCGGUGUAUACUUCAGGUAAAGGUUCGUCUGCUGCUGGUUUGACUGCCUCUGUUCAAAGGGACCCUCAAACUAGAGAUUUCUACUUGGAGGGUGGUGCAAUGGUGUUGGCUGAUGGCGGUGUUGUUUGUAUUGAUGAAUUUGACAAAAUGAGAGAUGAAGAUAGAGUGGCCAUCCAUGAAGCAAUGGAACAACAAACAAUUUCUAUUGCCAAGGCUGGAAUCACAACAAUUUUAAACUCAAGAACUUCUGUUUUGGCAGCAGCAAACCCAGUUUUUGGAAGAUAUGAUGAAUUUAAGUCUCCUGGAGAAAACAUCGAUUUCCAAACAACAAUCUUGUCUAGAUUUGACAUGAUUUUCAUUGUUAAGGAUGACCAUAAUGAAAGUAGAGAUCUUUCUAUAGCACACCAUGUUAUGGAUGUUCAUGCUGGUGGUAAGACGCAAGAGUUGCAACAAGAAGGGGAAAUUCCAGUGGAAACAAUGAAGAGGUACAUUCAAUAUGUCAAGUUGAGAUGUGCGCCUCGUUUAACUGCUGAAGCCUCUGAGAGAUUAUCAUCACAUUUCGUUUCCAUUAGAAGGAGAUUGCAAAUCAACGAAAAUGAAAUGAACGAAAGGUCGUCUAUUCCAAUUACUGUUCGUCAGUUGGAAGCCAUAAUCCGUAUAACAGAAUCAUUGGCAAAAUUGAGAUUGAGUCCAAUUGCCACGGAGGAACAUGUAGAGGAGGCCAUUAGAUUAUUCACUGCCUCGACUAUGGAUGCUGUUGACCAAGGUUUUGGAAACAGUGCUGAUGCUAAUUUGAAUGCAGAGAUCAAGAAGGUUGAGCAAGAGUUGAGAAGAAGAUUGCCAAUUGGUUGGUCUACAGCUUAUAGGACCUUGAGGAAAGAGUUUGUCGAUUCGGGUAAAGCUAGUAGCUCGGCUUUGGAAAAGGCAUUGUAUAUUUUGGAAAGGCACGAAGUUGUUAAAUUCAGACACCAAGGCCAAAAUAUACUUAGGGUUGGAGUUUAG
This is a messenger RNA of Lodderomyces margitis, 2184 nucleotides long. RefSeq names its product MCM DNA helicase complex subunit (gene CDC46). Gene Ontology annotation, molecular function: ATP binding; single-stranded DNA binding; 3'-5' DNA helicase activity. Bases 1 to 2184 code for a protein of 727 amino acids. Gene Ontology annotation, biological process: double-strand break repair via break-induced replication; DNA replication initiation; DNA replication. The record is from RefSeq and is a predicted model, not a curated record. The transcript has a single exon. Gene Ontology annotation, cellular component: nucleus; MCM complex. NCBI's taxonomy places the organism in Eukaryota, Fungi, Ascomycota, Pichiomycetes, Serinales, Debaryomycetaceae.